CGAAGGCGCUUCCGCAGGAAGAAGGAAGCGGCGCCGCCGUCGCCUCCCCGCGCCCUCCCCGCCUCCUAGGUCCCUCGGCCGCCACCAUGUCCGCCUCGGCUGUCUUCAUUCUCGACGUCAAGGGCAAGCCCCUGAUCAGCCGCAACUACAAGGGCGAUGUGCCCAUGAGCAAGAUUGAGCACUUCAUGCCUCUGCUGGUGCAGCGGGAGGAGGAGGGCGCCCUCACUCCGCUGCUGAGCUACGGCGAAGUCCACUUCUUAUGGAUCAAACACAGCAACCUCUACUNUUUUGAGACCAAGUCUCACUCUUGUCCCCCAGGCUGGAGUGCAGUGGCACAAUCUCGGCUCAUUGCAACCUCCACCUCCUGGGUUCAAGUAUUCUGUGAAUACUUCAAGGAGCUGGAGGAGGAGAGCAUCCGGGACAACUUUGUCAUUGUCUAUGAGUUGCUGGAUGAGCUCAUGGACUUUGGCUUCCCGCAGACCACUGACAGCAAGAUCCUGCAGGAGUACAUCACUCAGCAGAGCAACAAGCUGGAGACGGGCAAAUCACGAGUGCCACCCACUGUCACCAAUGCUGUGUCCUGGCGCUCUGAGGGUAUCAAGUAUAAGAAGAACGAGGUCUUCAUCGAUGUCAUAGAGUCUGUCAACCUGCUGGUCAAUGCCAACGGCAGCGUCCUGCUGAGCGAGAUCGUGGGUACCAUCAAGCUCAAGGUGUUUCUGUCGGGAAUGCCUGAGCUGCGGCUGGGCCUCAAUGACCGUGUGCUCUUUGAGCUCACUGGCCGUAAGUAUUUAGGGGACCUCUCUUCUGAGAAGUGCACGCGGCUCUCACGCUUUGACAAUGACCGCACCAUCUCCUUCAUUCCGCCUGAUGGUGACUUUGAGCUCAUGUCCUACCGCCUCAGCACCCAGGUGAAGCCACUGAUCUGGAUUGAGUCUGUCAUUGAGAAGUUCUCCCACAGCCGUGUGGAGAUCAUGGUCAAGGCCAAGGGGCAGUUUAAGAAACAGUCAGUGGCCAACGGUGUGGAGAUAUCUGUGCCUGUGCCCAGUGAUGCCGACUCCCCCAGAUUCAAGACCAGGGACCCUGUUAUGUCUGAUGCCCCUGUGUUCCCUCAGGGGGGCAAGGAGUACUUGAUGCGAGCCCACUUUGGCCUCCCCAGCGUGGAGAAGGAGGAGGUGGAGGGCCGGCCCCCUAUCGGGGUCAAGUUUGAGAUCCCCUACUUCACCGUCUCUGGGAUCCAGGUCCGAUACAUGAAGAUCAUUGAGAAAAGUGGUUACCAGGCCCUGCCCUGGGUUCGUUACAUCACCCAGAGUGGCGAUUACCAACUUCGUACCAGCUAGAAGGGAGAAGAGAUGGGGGCCUGAACAGGAGGCUUCCUUACAGCCCCGGCUGCAGAUUUUAGGAGGGAAGGUGCGGGCUUUGCGUGUCUCUGAGGACAGGCCUGGACUUGGCAGUUUCUUGCUCCCAGCACCGGCCCCGUCCUCACCUCUUCCUUACUGCAUAGGCUGGGAGAGAAACUCUCUCUGCUUCCCUCGCCCUUGGAGCUUUCCCUGUCCCCCUGAUUUUAUAUGAAGAAAUAGAAAAGGGGCUUGAAGUCCCCGUCGCGAGUGCCUUUUUGCAAUGACCUGCCUUAGCGGGUGUUGCGGGUCCCUCCUUCUUCACAGCUGCUGAGCCCAGAGGCCCGGCUGGCCCCUCCUCUGAAUUUUAGGAUGUCAUUAAAAAGAUGAAACUA
Messenger RNA from Cebus imitator (Panamanian white-faced capuchin), 1729 nucleotides. RefSeq names its product adaptor related protein complex 1 subunit mu 2 (gene AP1M2). NCBI's taxonomy places the organism in Eukaryota, Metazoa, Chordata, Mammalia, Primates, Cebidae. Gene Ontology annotation, molecular function: clathrin-cargo adaptor activity. Gene Ontology annotation, cellular component: clathrin-coated vesicle; clathrin adaptor complex. Gene Ontology annotation, biological process: intracellular protein transport; vesicle-mediated transport. The coding region runs from base 87 to 1337 and encodes 416 amino acids. The transcript is spliced from 11 exons. The record is from RefSeq and is a predicted model, not a curated record.